Molecule: messenger RNA, 660 nt
Organism: Sorex fumeus (smoky shrew)
Lineage: Eukaryota; Metazoa; Chordata; Mammalia; Eulipotyphla; Soricidae
Product: mucosal pentraxin
Exons: 2
Coding region: 1-660 (219 amino acids)
Biological process (GO): innate immune response
Molecular function (GO): complement component C1q complex binding
Source: RefSeq, a predicted model, not a curated record
AUGGAGAGGCUGCUGCUGACCACCCUGCUGCUGCCCCUGCUGUCCGUGGACUCGGCGACUUCAAACCUGAGGACACAGGCGCUCAUCUUCCCCCGGGAGUCGACCACCGACUACGUGGUGCUGACGCCACAACAGCAGAAGCCGCUAUACAACUUCACACUCUGCAUGAAGGCCUCCACCGACCUCAAGCGUGACUACAGCCUCCUCUCUUACGCAACCAGAUCCCAUAGCAACGCGCUGCUGCUGUUCAUGAUGAAGUCAGGCGAUUACUCCCUGACCAUCGGCAACUCCGAGAUCUUCUUCAGUGCUCCCCGGUCCUCGAAGGGCCCCACCCACGUGUGUGUCAGCUGGGAAUCCGCCACGGGCAUCGCCACCCUCUGGGUGGACGGGAGGCCCCAGGGGAGGAAAGGCGUUCACCGAGGCUAUGUCGUGGGCGCCGACGCCAAGAUCAUCCUGGGGCAGGAGCAGGACUCAUUCGGGGGCGGCUUCGAUGCGAAUCAGUCCCUGGUGGGGGAGGUGUGGGAUGUCCACCUCUGGGACAGGAUUAUCCCCGUGGAGCACAUGGGGCUCAGCUGGCAAAACGGCAACCUUCUCGACUGGCACUCGCUCACCUUCCAGUCCUCUGGCUACGUGGUGAUCAAGCCCAAGCUUUGGCGUUAG